This is a messenger RNA of Maniola jurtina (meadow brown), 4618 nucleotides long. RefSeq names its product WD repeat-containing protein 13-like. Gene Ontology annotation, cellular component: nucleus. Gene Ontology annotation, molecular function: promoter-specific chromatin binding; protein binding. Bases 212 to 1513 code for a protein of 433 amino acids. The record is from RefSeq and is a predicted model, not a curated record. The transcript is spliced from 11 exons. NCBI's taxonomy places the organism in Eukaryota, Metazoa, Arthropoda, Insecta, Lepidoptera, Nymphalidae.
CUUCAAAAUCAGCUGUAAUGUCAUUUACGUCAAAGUAAACAAAAUAAAAGGCAAUAAUUUCAACAUUAAAUUAAAUACAGGUGAAAUACAGACUGUUUAUAUAACGAAAAUGCCAUGGAUCUUAGAGGGAAAAUUAUAUUAACAGAAGAACACUACUGAAUCAUGGCUGCAGCUUUCCAGCAACAGAUAUUUGCGCUUGACGCGCGGUUCAAUGCAUACAGGGCUCCUGGGAACCCUAACUUUAGUGAGUUUCAACACAAAGAGGUUUUCAGGACUGAUAUUAAAUGAAACAUUAUACAUUCGCCGAAGAAGCCAACUCCUCAGAGAAAAUGCGAAAUUUAAGGACAUAGACACUAUUAAAAAAUAUAUAAACAUAAGAAGUCAACUGCUGCAGAGAAGAUAUGGAGUUCAGGACAACAUAUCCAUCAGUUCAUCAUCUUCAUCACGCCAGAGGUCUAGCAGUAAAGCAAGCUUGGCAAUAGAAGAAAGUAUUACUAUCAAUACAUCUAGUGCAUCCAAAAAGAGUGACAAUACAAUAUCGGAAAAUUAUGCUUUCACUGGAGUUCAUCAUAUAUUUGAUCAGCACACAAGUCAAGUGAGUAUGGUGAAGUUUGCAAACAACGAUCGCUCAAAACUGUGCUGCGUGUCUCAUGAUGGCACAGUCUCAGUUUGUGAUGUCACAUCUAAUCCACCAAGAGUCUCCUUCAUUCUGCAGGGACACACCCAGCCUGUUACUGGCUGCGACUGGUCGGCCUCCAACGAGCUAGUAGCGACAUGUGCGCUGGACGGCAUGCUGCUGGUGUGGGACGCGACGGCGCGGCGCAAGCUGCGCGCCGUGCAGGACCAGCUGGGCGCGCCGCUGCUGUGCUGCGCCUUCCAGCCCGCCAACAACAACAUGCUCAUUGCCGGCAACGCAAGAGGAAUGGUGGAAAUUCUCAACGUUUCUACAGGAAUAUAUCCCAGAGGCGGGAGCAGCGUCCUGGGCGGGCGCGUGAUGGCGAUAGCGUGCGCCUCCAGCGGCAGGAUAUUCUGGGCCGCCAAUGAUAAGGGAAUGAUCGUGAGUUACCGCAUCUCGGGCACAGGCGGGUCGCUGAGCAAGCUGCGGCGCUGCAGCGUGGGCGGCGCCGUCACCUGCCUCAGCUGGAGCCCGUGGCUGGCGCGACACCCUGCGCUGCUCGUCAGCGUGGCCGACAACUCGCUAUACUUGUUCAGGAUAACAGACCGUGAAGGCAGUCUGGUGCUAAAGAAGCGGUUCGGCACGCGGCACGAGACGGAGCUGGUGCGCUCGUCGUUCUGCCCGCUGAUGUCGUUCCGGCGCGGCGUGUGCGUGGUGAGCGGCUCGGAGGACGCCGCAGUCUACUUCUAUGACAUCGAGGGCCAUCACCAACACCCCAUCGUUAACAAACUCCAAGGUCAUGCGUCCCCCGUGCUAGGAGUCAGCUUCAGCUACGACGAGAGCCUGCUCGCGACCAGCGACGUGUCGGGGCUGGUCAUCAUCUGGCGCCGCAGCUGACCGAGAGUGCCGCACACCUUCCAGCACUUCCUCACUGGACUGUAGCCACUGACCGACACUCGGCCAACGUUGACAGAGCAACCGUGCUAGGAGUCAGCUUCAGCUACGACGAGAGCCUGCUCGCGACCAGCGACGUGUCGGGGCUGGUCAUCAUCUGGCGCCGCAGCUGACCGAGAGUGCCGCACACCUUCCAGCACUUCCUCACUGGACUGUAGCCACUGACCGACACUCGGCCAACGUUGACAGAGCAACCGUGCUAGGAGUCAGCUUCAGCUACGACGAGAGCCUGCUCGCGACCAGCGACGUGUCGGGGCUGGUCAUCAUCUGGCGCCGCAGCUGACCGAGAGUGCCGCACACCUUCCAGCACUUCCUCACUGGACUGUAGCCACUGACCGACACUCGGCCAACGUUGACAGAGCAACCGUGCUAGGAGUCAGCUUCAGCUACGACGAGAGCCUGCUCGCGACCAGCGACGUGUCGGGGCUGGUCAUCAUCUGGCGCCGCAGCUGACCGAGAGUGCCGCACACCUUCCAGCACUUCCUCACUGGACUGUAGCCACUGACCGACACUCGGCCAACGUUGACAGAGCAACCGUGCUAGGAGUCAGCUUCAGCUACGACGAGAGCCUGCUCGCGACCAGCGACGUGUCGGGGCUGGUCAUCAUCUGGCGCCGCAGCUGACCGAGAGUGCCGCACACCUUCCAGCACUUCCUCACUGGACUGUAGCCACUGACCGACACUCGGCCAAUGUUGACAUCUGGACAGAGCAACCGUGCUGGGAGUCAGCUUCGGCUAUGACGAGAGCCUGCUGGCGACCAGAGACGUGUCUACCCAGAGUGCCGCACACCUUGCAGCACUCCCUCAGUGGACUGAAAGCCUUAACAAAUACUCAUUCGUAAGAGUAUUCGUUAAGGCUGGCGUGCGUGCGUGUUCCAAUGCAUUGGCCCAACGCGAUCGAGACUAUUUUUAUCAACCGUAUUAAAUUAUUUAUCACUAAUCAUAUAGUUUGUAGUUUUAUUCUUAAGUUGAUUUCAAACUACGGAAUAUUAUAGAUUAUAUAAAUAUCGCUCACCCUACUUUUAAGCGAUAUUCAUAAUAUAUUAUAUUAUAUUUCCGUAAUUUGAAGGUAACUUCAGACACUGAAAUUAACUCAGAGCGAGAUCUAUAAAGCACUUUGACUUUGCUCAGACUUAAGACAGCUAAGAGAGUUAAAAUGAGAUAGGUUUAUGUCCGACACUGAAGUCUGUCUCGUGUUAACUCUGAGAUUGAAAUCUAUAGAGCGCACAUUGAUUUUGCUUGGACUAAAGUUUCAGUUAAAACGAGACAGAUUUUUGGCAGCGGUGUAACGCUGCCUCGUUUUAAUAAUGUAUUAUGGCUGAGCAAAGUCAAAGUGCGCUUUAAAGAUCUCAGCCUGAGUGUCAAAGGCGGCUGAGGUCUACAAAGGUUCUUUGACGAAAACUUUGAGUUAAAGCGAGAAGGAUUUAUGAUCUGUCUUGUUUUAACUCUCAGUAUGCCAUAAUAAGGACCCAAAGUACGCGUUAGGCUGAGAUCCAUAGUGCGUACUUCUGUCUCUUUUGAGGCUGGCUCUCUUACUUCUGUCUCUUUAGUGUUAUUGCUGUACUUAUAGUUCUUCUAUUCUUUAGAAAACCUUUAAGCUGAGAUUAGCAUAAAUGUAAAGGAAACUUAAAUCUGAGCAAAAUCAAAGUACGCUAUUUAGGCAUUCCUUGAGUAGUAUAAGUACUUAUUGUAAUUAUAUCGAUAUCGAAUUGUUAUAUUUCAAAAAUAAAAUUUGCUUAUGGUCUCCAUAACCAUCCAUGUGGUGAUGAAUUCACUCAUAUUUAAUGUGUAAAUUGUAACUUAAAAUAUGAAUGAAAUAAAAGGCAUAUAAAGUCACAAUUUUAAUUAUUUAUUUUUUCAUAUAAAUACUUUCAUCAAAUACAGUCAUCAUAUUAGUAUGAAAAAAAUACUGAAUUCCAUAUAUACGUAAAUAACAACUUAAAAAUUAAUCAUUAUUAAUUAUUCAUUUAAUUGGACAAUUCAUUCAAAUAAUUCCUUGUUAUCAUGUAAAGGUAAUCUAAACAAAUCCAUAGAUUCAUAAAAUUAGAGAUAUUCUCAAACUGAUUAGCAUAAUAUAAUUUAGAAAAGCUAGUAAUAUUACCGAUCGCAGGACCAUAGACUAAAAAAAAGUCCCUCGUAGAAGAUAUCUUUCGAACUAACUUCAGCUUCUAAAACCUAACCUACCGUGUAAUUUCAACGAAAUGAACAUCUACCGCGUAUAUACACCUGUACAUUAACGAAACAUCUCUAAAAACUGUAAAAAAUAUAAGUUCAGAACAAUUAAACACGUACGAAUAAUAAAUUUUAAUAAUUAAAAAAAAAUCAUCCAAUAACUUUUAAAAUUAUAUUUACAGCAGUAUAGUGCGCGCAAAACAAGUAGUUCUAUCUGAAUACGAGGCGUACGACUGCGCGUUGUACAAAAACAGAUUCAACCGAGUUUGUCCUUCCUUAGUCUAUGACCUGCACAGACCCCUAUGUUGAUUUCAUUUUGGUCUCAGAUUGGUCUCCUUGUUUUGCGAUCACUGUAACUAAACAACUAAAAUGCGAUGAUAUGGAAAUGAGAAAAAUUGCACAUGAGGCUCACACACUUGGACGAAUUGCAUAAUAUUCGAUGACUCGGCGCCACGAUGCAAAACAUUACAAUCAUUCGGUGCACAAUUGAUUAAAAGUUGCAUUUAUAUACCCUUUUGUUAGUUAAUUUUGUUGUAGUGUUAUUCUAGAUCUAUGGCGUGCUGUUAGUAUCGAGGUAAGGCGUAAAGUUGUAUAGAGGUAUGUACCUAAUGUAAUGUGAUAGUACUAAAUAUGUUGUGCCGCCGAGGUUUCCGCAAAUACGCAAUGUUGACCUGCCACCACCAUUCAUACAUCUAAAACACUUACCUAAUAUAAAAUUUUACUUAAUAUAGAAAUUGGCUUUGAAUUUAGAACGUUCAAUAUUUACGGGCGCAACCCAACCAUGGCUCGAGUAAACAUUGCUAAAUGGUACACUAACAGCAGAUGUUAAUAAAAUCAACCUAUCUGUAAUUUGUCGAAAAGUAACUCAGCAACCUUG